Danio aesculapii is the source of this 2637-nucleotide messenger RNA. RefSeq names its product UPF3A regulator of nonsense mediated mRNA decay (gene upf3a). The record is from RefSeq and is a predicted model, not a curated record. Gene Ontology annotation, cellular component: cytoplasm; nucleolus. The coding region runs from base 196 to 1629 and encodes 477 amino acids. NCBI's taxonomy places the organism in Eukaryota, Metazoa, Chordata, Actinopteri, Cypriniformes, Danionidae. The transcript has 11 exons. Gene Ontology annotation, molecular function: telomeric repeat DNA binding. Gene Ontology annotation, biological process: nuclear-transcribed mRNA catabolic process, nonsense-mediated decay; positive regulation of translation.
AGUGGCCAAAUAAACAGAUCAUAUUUAGAGUGAAUACUUAAAAUAAGUAAUUAUCACUGCUCCAUUGUUUUGUUUCUUCUGAUAUUAAACAAAUCCGGACAAGAAGAUAAUAAACACCGCGCAAGCCUCGCGGUAUUUGGAGAAUUCCCGCGAGAGUUGGCGGAUUUCGGACAGCGAAGAGGGCGAAAUGGAGAAAUGAGGUCUGAAAAGGAGCAGAGGACAGGCAGCAGGGAGAGAGGCAGCGUCGAAAUUCAGUUCAGGGACUGUCAGGACAACGCAGCGGUGAACCAGAAGCACAAGGAGGAGAAAAAGGAGACCUUUAGCAAGGUUGUCAUUCGCCGACUGCCCCCCAGUCUAUCAAAAGAUCAGCUCCAGGAACAUCUGAGUCCUCUUCCAUCUUUUGACUAUUUUGAGUUCUUUCCUGCUGAUCAGAGCUUAUACCCUCAUCUCUUCUCAAGAGCAUACAUAAACUUCAAAAACCCAGAGGAUAUAAUUAUUUUCAGAGAUCGCUUUGAUGGCUAUGUAUUUAUUGACAGUAAAGGUCAAGAAUAUCCAGCUGUUGUAGAAUUUGCCCCAUUUCAGAAGGUUUCCAAGAAAAAGCUAAAGAAGAAAGAUGCGAAAGCAGGGACCAUUGAAGAAGACCCAGAAUACAGGCGAUUUCUGGAAAACUACUCUUGUGAUGAGGAGAAAUCGAUGGCCAACCCAGAAACACUUUUGGGAGAGAUUGAAGCUAAAACCCGAGAACUCAUAGCCAAAAGGACCACACCCUUGCUGGAAUAUAUCAAAAACAAGAAAUUAGAGAAACAGAGAAUAAGAGAGGAAAAAAGAGAAGAGAGGCGGAGGAGAGAACUGGAAAAGAAGCGGCAGAGGGAAGAGGAGAAGAGGAAACGCAGAGAAGAGGAGAGACAAAAGCGGAAGGAGGCAGAAAAGCAGAAAAAGCUCUCUGAGAAAGAGAUAAAGAUCAAGCUUUUGAAGAAGUGCGACCGAGACGAUGACGUGGAUUCAGACAGACUGAAAGAUAAAGGAGACAGCGGAGAGAUGGAUAAGAACAAAUGGGAAAAGCCUGGAGGACACACUAAGUCAAAGGAUUCAAAGGAUAAGAGCCAAAUGGAAAGUGAGAAGGAGCAGCGUGAGGGUCAUGGCCGACGGCAGCGGGACAAAGAUCACCGAGGCCGAGAUGAGGAACGUAAACGACAGAGGCAUCACUACGAAUUUGACAAGUUCAUGCGACGCAAGGAAGAGACCAAAUGGGGGAAAGGCUACUGCCAGGACAGGGCCAAGAAAGACCAACACCAUGGCUAUUCCUACUGCCCAGAGAGCGGAGACAAACUGGGCAAAGAGGACAGAGAGGACAUGGGCAGCAGGAAAGAACGCAUCCGCAAUAAGUCUGUGUUAGUGCAUCAGGAGAAAAGGACUUCCCAGUCUGAGGGGCCAGACCAGAUAGGAGGGGCUCUGCCAGCAAAGGACCGACCGGCAAUGCAACUGUAUCAACCAGGUGCUAGAAACCGCAAGCGCAUGGGCUCUGGAAACAAGACAUUUGACUUCCCGCCGAUCUCUCCCGAACAUGCAGGAGAACACUGUUACAAAACAGUCAUUGGUACAGGCUCCGAAAAGAGUGCUGACGAGUGAAAAAAACAAAACACUAUUGACAGGAAGAUGCCUGAGCAAGGGUCACGCCAGUGUAGAAAAAAAACACUAAACCACAACCUUGUUUUCUGUCAUAUGUGAGUACAAAUUGAAAUCCCCACCUAAUAUUUUCUACACAACGUCAACGGUGUCAUAAACGAUCGGCUUCUGUUUGCUUAUCAAGGAUUCACAACCACUCCAUUGAGAAAAAUACCUCAUUAUUUACAGAGAUUGGAUUUGUAUGCCUUUUUGUAGUGCAAGAUUCCAUUGAUCAAGAGAAUUAAUAUAUAUCUAUAUAGAGAGAGAUUUUACUGUAAAGAGAAUCAGUUUGUGUGGUGAAAUCUGUAUUUUAAAUAUAUGUAAUGUGGGAUGGGGAACAGAGACAUAUUUUUUUCUUUAAGAUUAUAGAAAUGCUACUGAAACAUUUACGCAUGCAACUUUUCAUUGUUGUUUUGCACUGUAAUGCCUUUGAAUGAUGCCUCUACUCUCCCUGAUGUGUAGACAUUGUGGUUUUUUUGUAUUAAAGGGGUUGGUUCACCCAAAAAAUAUCAUUUACUCAUCAUUUAGUCACUAUCAAGCACUUUUUUGGUUUUUUGUCUGUUAAAUACAAAAGAAGAUAUUUUGAAGAAUGUUGAAAACUGUUAGCUGUUCACUUCCACGUCGCAGGGAAAUUAAUUUUGUGUUCAACUGAAGAAUAAACAGGUUAAGGUUGAGUAAAUGAUGACAUAAUUAUAAUUUUUGGGUGAAUUAUCACUUAGUUUCAGCUCACUCUACUGGAUAUAGCAACUGUUUCACCUGCGGGCCAAGAAGAACAAAAAGUGUUUGUUAAAAUCGUCUUCUGUUAGAUGAAAUGACAUGUUGUUUUGUGAUAUUUCUAACACACGUGCAUGUUUUUUUAGAAACUGCAUUCAUUGAGCGGUGGGAGGCUACAUGGGGUCACAUGCCUUACUUUUGAUUUGCACUUAAAGAUCCCAUCUAAUAUUAAAUUAGAAAAAUACAGGUUUUUAGAAU